CGGUCAGGAGGAGACGCGGGGAGGUGGGAGUGCCGGGAGGAGGCAGGCGGUCCCUACUCGGGCUGCCCUUUCUGGCCCUGCGCCUGCUCUCCGAGGCCGGGCUCCUAGGAGUGGCUGAGCCGCGGGGCGCUCGGGAGCGCGUGCAUGAGCCCUCCUCUCCCCCCGCCUCCUCGGCGCUGACGGUACAGUGAUAUAAUGAUGAUGGGUGUCACAACCCGCAUUUGAACUUGCAGGCGAGCUGUCCCGAGCUCUGGGGGAAGAACUCAGGCGCGCGGAGCAGCAGCUGCGAGCAGCAGUGGCGCGGGGCGCAGGCGCUUGGGACCGGGAGCGCAUCCUGCCUCGUCCUCCGGCCCCGUGCCGCCUCGCGUCCCCGGCCACCGCGCUGCCUAUGUGACCCGCCCCGUCCCGUCCCGUCCCGGCCGCGCCGAGCCCGUUCGCACAGCGCGCGGAGACUUCCCCCCAACCUGCAGAAAGCCGCCUUCCAAGGGCAAGAUGUUGACGAAUAUCAGAAGCAUCUUGUGGAUGUGCUCAACCUUAAUAGUAACCCAUGCACUACAGAGAGGCCCCACGGGCAGCGGCCCGGGCCCGACGGUGCGGGGCUCGCUGGCGGCCACUGCCCUGCUGCCCUGCCGCUUCCCCGCGCUGCCUGCGCCCCCGGCCGGGGCCGGCGAGGCCCUGCGCAUCAAGUGGUCCAAGAUCGAGGCGGACCCGAGCGGAAGGGACCUGAAGGAGACCACGGUGCUGGUGGCACACGACGGGCACGUGAAGGUGGGGCAGGACUACCGGGGCCGCGCGUCGGUGCCGGCGCAGCCCGAGGCGGGCGACGCCUCCCUGGCCCUGGGCGCCCUGCGCGCCAGCGACGCGGGCCGGUACCGCUGCGACCUGCUGCUGGGCGUGGAGGACGUGCAGGCCAGCGUGGGGCUGGCGGUGGACGGGGUUGUGUUUCACUACCGGGCGUCGACCAGCAGGUACACGCUGAACUUCGAGGCUGCUCGGCAGGCGUGUGUGGACGUCGGGGCUGUGAUAGCAAGCCCAGAGCAGCUCCUCGCCGCCUAUGCAGAUGGGUUUGAGCAGUGCGACGCGGGCUGGCUGUCUGAUCGGACUGUGAGAUACCCCAUCCGGGUUCCGCGAGAAGGCUGUUUUGGAGACAUGAUGGGGAAGGCAGGGGUCAGGACCUACGGACUCCGCUCUCCUCUGGAAACCUACGAUGUGUACUGCUACGUGGAUCGUCUGGAUGGUGAUGUAUUCCACGUUACUGCUCCCAACAAGUUCACCUUCCAGGAGGCUUCGGAAGCGUGUGAAGUGCAGGAUGCCCGCCUGGCGACAGUGGGGGAGCUGCACGCGGCCUGGAGGGAUGGCUUCGACCAGUGUGACUACGGGUGGCUGCUGGACGCCAGUGUGCGCCACCCGGUGACUGUGGCCAGGGCCCAGUGUGGAGGUGGUCUACUUGGGGUGAGAACCCUGUAUCGUUUUGAGAACCAGACAGGCUUCCCUCCCCCUGAUAGCAGAUUUGAUGCCUACUGCUUUAAACCUAAACAGAAUAUAUCAGAGGCUACAACCACCGAAUUGAAUAUCCUCGCAGAAACUGAGUCACACAUUUUAUCCAGAGAACCACAAAUGGUCCUCGAAGGAACUACACCAGUCGUCCCUGUAGUCACUGAGUUGCCUGUUGUCACCACAGAGUUCCCUCCUGCAGGGAAUAUGAUCAAUUUUGAACAGAAAGCCUCGGUCCAAGCUCAGUCUGUCACAAACCAAUUAACCAUUGUCACACCCACCACUCCUGCUGAGAGUGCCAAGGAGCAUGAGGAGAUGGAAUACUCCUCACCCUCUGCCUCUGGACCACUUGGAGAAGCAGAUAUAUCUGAAAUGAAGGAAGAAGUGCUCCAGAUUACAACUGUCAUCUCUCAGAGUGUCACUGAUGCACAGGAUGUCAGGGGAGACACUCAAACACAAGAAUCUGUGACACCGGUUGAACAAAUAGAAGUGGGUCCCUUGGUGACAUUCAUGGAAAUCUCAAAGCACGCGCCUUCCAAGGAAUUGUCUGUAACCGAAGCACCAUUGGUAUCCACAGAAAUGAAACUGGAACCCAAAACUGAAGACACAACUGUAAGCACUAUUCCUGAAUUGGUGAGCACAAACCACUAUGGAUUCACUUUGGGAGAAGAUGAUAGUGAAGACAGAACACUCACAAUGAGAUCUGGUCAGAGCACAUUGGUCUUUAGCAAAAUACCAGAAGUUAUUACAGUGUCAAAGACUUCAGAGGACUUGACAUCAGUGUCAGCACCCACAUUUGCUUUACCUGUGACUAUGCCUGACCAUGAUGGAUCAGCCACAUACAGCUGGGAAGAGAAACAAACAAAUGGUCCAGUAACUGAAGAUACAUCAGGCCAAUCUCUCUUUACUACACCUUUUCCAUUACAGCAUAUAACAGAAGUAGAAUCGUUCCCUUACUCUGGUGAUAAAAUAUUAGUAGAGGGAAUAUCCACAGUUAUGCAUCCCUUGUCACAAACAGAAAUGACUCAAGGGAGAGAAAGAACAGAGACAUCAAGACCAGAAAGAAGAACUGACACUUACACACAUAAUGGAAUACAAGGAAAGGUCACCAAAGAUCCGUUUACAGGUAACAUGGAAGAAGAAUUCUCUGGGAUGAGGGUCUCUCCGUCUUCCUCAGAGCAAAUCAGUGUUACAGAAUCUUCUGUGGAAAUGACCAAAUCUUUUGAUUCCCCAGCAUUGACAAAAGCAGAGUUAAGCGUGAAACCAACAGAAGCAAGGGAUGUGGAGGAAGACACUAUGGGAACUCUUGGUGGAUUAGAAACAGAUGUCUAUCAAGAUACUCCCAAGGAUGAUGAAGAUGUUACAGCUGCACAUGUGACCCACAGUACUCUAAGUGUAGAGGUGGUCACUGUGUCAAAAUGGUCACGGGAUGAGGAUAAGGCAACAUUAACAUUUUUAGAGUCCACAGAACAGACAAGCUCUCCAAAACAGCCCUCUGUCUUUCUUACCACUAUGGGAGCAAAUGGGAAGGAUGAAGAAUCCCCAAGUUUCACAGAAAAUGGAAGAGAUGAAUUCACUCACUUUCCAGACAGUACUCAGAAGCCACUGGGAAUGUUUACUGAGGAAGACUCGACAGAUGAUGGGAAAUUCACAGUUACAUUUCAUCCAACUGCAUCAAUAGGUGUUGCAGAAAAGUCAACUUUGAGAGAUUCUGUGACUGAAGAGAGAGUUCCACCUACCGCAAGCACAGAAGGCCAAAUUGUUUUUGCCACCAUGGAAGGAAGUACACUGGGUGAAGGAGAAGAUGUAGAUGUCUCUAAGCCACUGUCUACUGUGCUCCCAUUUGCACAUACUUCAGAUGUGGGAGGAUUGGCAUUUGUGAAUUACAGUAGCACCCUGGAGCCCACUACUUAUGCAGACACUUCCCACACCAUUCCUCUUCCGGUAAUUCCCAAGACAGAAUGGGGAGAGUUAGCACCUUCUGCUCCAUCAGAAGGUGAGGUUCUAGGUGAAACCUCUCAAGACAUACAAGUCAUUGAACAGCCGCACCUGGAAGCAACUAUGGUGCCUGAAACUUUGAGAACAACAACAGAGACCACGCAGGAAACAACUCAGGAAGAAUUCCCUGAGGAAGAACAAACGGCCCGGAGACCAGGUCAUGUUCUCACUUGGACAGUAGCUGGGCCCACAGAGGCAACAACGUGGCUGGAUGAAGAUGAGGGUGAAGAGUCAGCAUAUACGAUCCCAGAGGAUAGAUUGGUGACAAGUGUUGAGAGAGGCCCAGUUUUAGAAACAACUCCAGUUGGAAAAAUUGAGCAUCCAACUAGUGCUUUAACUGAGGGCAAAGUGGGAGUGGAUGAAAUGGUAACAGUAAUACCAAGCGUCAACCUGGAAGUAUUUGUAAGUCCAGAGCUUGAAGAAAAAUACGAAGCAGAAGGUAGUAGUCCAAGUGAAUUCACAUCACCUUCGAGCCCCUUCAGCACCCAGGUCACCCCGCUUAUAGAGGAAAUCACUACUGAAAAAAGGGAGAAAACAUCACCGGAUUAUAUUGAUUCAGGCUCAGGAUUAUUUGAAAAGCCCAAAGCCAUGGAAUUACCACAAAUUUCGACAACAAAAGCAGCAAUUCCAAGUGAUAUCACUACUGCAUUUGGUUCAGUAGAUGGGUAUCACUCACCUUCAGCAUCCAAGCCCUCUUCAGCGUCCACUGAGAAACCACUUCUCAUCCACAGGGAACCUAGUGAGGAAACCACUGGGGACAUGGUGCUCAUUGGAGAGUCCACAGCUUCCCUUCCUCCCGCUACCUUUGUUGAUCUCAUAGCUAAGGAAACAGAAGCCGAUAUUGAAAGAGAGUAUUUCAAGACUACAAGUCCUCCUGCUACACAGCCCCAAAGACCACCCACUGUGGAAGGCAAAGAGGCAUUCAGACCUCAGGCAAUUUCCACUCUACAACCCCCAGCGGGGACAAAAUUCCACCAUGACAUAAAUGUUUAUAUUAUUGAGGUCAGAGAAAACAAGACAGGUCGAAUGAGUGAUUUGAGUGUAAGUGGUCAUCCAAUAGAUUCAGAAUCUAAAGAAGAUGAACCAUGUAGUGAAGAGACAGAUCCAAUGCAAAGUCUGCUUGAAGGACUUUUUACUGACAUAAUCGAACUAGGCAUAUACAACAAUGAGGAGGAUGAAGGGGAGGUGGAGGAUUGUGCAAAUGCUACUGAUGUGACCACCACCCCAUCUGUACAGUACAUCAAUGGGAAACACCUUCUCACCACUGUGCCCAAAGACCCAGAGGCGGAAGAAGCUAGGCGUGGCCAGUAUGAAAGUGUGGCACCUUCUCAAAACUUCUCAGAAAGCUCUGACAGUGACACCCGUCCGUUUGUAAUACCAGAAGCAGAACUGUCUACUGCUCUGCAACCUAAUGAAUCUAAAGAAUCUGCUGAAUUGCUGAAAAUUACAUGGAAACCUGAGACUUACCCCAAAAUGUCAGAAACUUUUUCAAGUGGUGAGCCUGAUAUUUUCCCUACAGCCCCAUUCCAUGGGGGGAAAAGCCCAGCGGGGACAGAGUCGGUCACAGAGAGAGGCCCUGGACUUGAAAAUCUGGUGCAUGGAAAUCCUAAGCCCAUGCCUCUGUUUCCUGAAGAGUCUUCUGGACAGGCUGCCAUUGACCACGUAUCUCAGAAAGUGGGGUUUUCAGGAGCAGCAGAAGUACUAUCGGGUGAAGAGGCAGGAAAGAGCACUGCUAUCAUGUAUAUUCCAAGUGGUAUAGUUCCAAGUUCUCUGUAUCCUGUGUCAGAGGAAGGCUCAAUCACCGUGACAGGAAAUCCACAGCCUGACGGCCUAUCAUCUACCACAGAAAGCUGGUUUGAUAUAACCCCUAGACAAACUGCAGAGCAUUCAGGGAGUUCUGUACUUCCAUUUCUAGAGGGCUCUGGGGAAGUAGAAGAAUACAAAGAUAAAAUGUUCACUAUGGCAACUAAUUUACCACAGAGAAAUGCUACAGAUACACUCAUUACUUUAGAAACUAGCAAGGUCAUGGUCACAGAAGGCUUUUCUGAUGUUGCUGCGACCACCAUUUAUUCCAGUUCUGAGAAUCCUUCCACAGAAGUAGUGUCUCCCAAAUUUCUAAGUGAAACAGAUACUUCCACAUGGGUUUUCAGUACAGCUCUUGAGGGAAAGGAGAAGAAAGAAGUGGAAGAGGAAGAGGGAACUACUGGUAUGGCUUCUACAGUGGAGUUACUGUCACCAACACAGAGAUCAGACCAAUUCAUUUCUGCCCCUGAAUUAGAAAGUUUGUAUGUAGCUGCCUCUAGUGAUUCAGCCAUCAGGAAAAACUUUCUGCCCUUGACAACACCCACACAGUCUGGAAAUGCAGUGACAAGCUCUGCCCUUCUCUUUGCCGAGACAGAGGUUUUCAUUAAUUCGGGGGCACAGCCCUUUGAGCCCAGCAUUAGCAGCCAUGCUGGGGUCCAGGAAGGGCCAACCACUCUCUCAGGUAGUCUUGUCUCUCUCCUUAUGGAGCAGGGCUCGGGGGAAGCUGCUGUGGACCCAGAAACCACUACUCUUUCUUCAUUUUCAUUAAAUUUAGAGUCUGAAAUUCAAGCCAGAAUGGCAGCUGCAAGUACUUUGUCUCCCCACGUAGAAACCACAUCCUCCUCUGAAGCAACAGGGCAGGUUUUGACCACUGUAACGGACAGAGACAUUGCUGAAAGUACAAGCCACUCAUACCAGGGAAAACUGAUUUCAGGACCAUCAGAAGAACCAAGUCACGGGGCAGACAUAAAGGGCUUUCCUACAGGUUUUCCUCUGGAGGAGGAUUUCAGUGGUGACUUUACAGAGUACUCCACAGUGUCUCAUCCCAUCACCAGAGAAACAUUGAUGACAGAAGGCUCCGGAGACAUGGCCUUCACAAAUAUCCAGAUUUUACCAUCUACAGUGUCUCCUUCAGAGCACACCCAUCACGUGCAGGAUGCAGAACAGGCCAGCAGCACUAUGGUCAGCACCUCAGCCUCCCUCUGGGAAGAGUUCAUAGCCUCAGCUGAGGGCUCAGGGGAGCAGCUGGUCAUGGCCAGCAGCUCUGCUGACCCAGUACUUCCCACUGCUCUGGAAAACUUCUCUGGUACAGAUUUCCCAUUUAUUGACCAAAGAUUGGAAGAAAUGAGUGUCACUCACGAAGCAAAUCCAAGAGCCACCAUUUUACCUAGAGCAGAAGUGGAGAGUACUUUAGAGCCAACAGGAAAGGAUGAAGUAAAGGUCAGUGGAACAGUUUUAAUGGACUUUCUCCAAACAGUGGAGCCAGCCAAGUUAUGGUCUAGGCAAGAAGUCGAUCUCCUGAGACAAGGGAUUGAAAGUCAAACAGCCUCAGGGGAAAAGAUUCAAGAACAUGCAUCUUUUGGAUCAGCCCAUAGCUCUCUUGCACCAGAACAAACAGCUUCUGAUUCACAAACACUUACUGAAACUGAACUCCAAACCACAGAUUAUUCUACAAAGAAAACUUACAGCACUGAUAAGCAAAUGGAGGAGGAAGGCAUUUCCUUAGCUCCCUUGUCUACUCCAGAGCCAGAUACAAAGGGCUUGGAAGCAUAUACUGCUCUCCCCAAGGCUACUGAAAAGUCAGAUUUUUACUCAGCUUCUGCCUUUGUGACUGAAUUGACACCAGCUGAAGAUGUAGGCACAGAUUCAUUAAUUAAAGAAGAAGAAGAAGAAAGGGUAAAACUCUUUCCCAAAGUUGUGAGACCAUAUAUUAAUGAGUUGGGUACUGAUCUCUUAUUUUCUGGACUGGGAUCAGGAGAAGAAGUUUUGCCCACUCUGCCUUCAGUGUCAGUGAGUUUUACUGAAAUAGAACAAAUCGUUAGCACAUUACAUCCCCAGACUCCUCAAGUGGAAAGUUUAAACACAAGUGAAAAAAUAGAUGAUGAGAAAAUGGAAAAUGAAGUUAGAUCUGUCAUUUUUGAAACAGACAACAUCAAAUUUGACGAGGCAGCAGCCAACACAACCUUACUAGAUGUUUUAGUAGGCGCUGGCGCAAAAGGAUGGACUCCAGCAUCCUUCUCUUCCACCACAGAUGUUGAGCAGCCUCUCAAUAAGACCCUAAGAUGGUCAGAAGAAAUCCAGACUCAGAGACCACAGGAUGUGACUGAGCAAGUCUCUCGUGAGAAUUCCUCGGCAGCAGAAAUGGAAGACACAGCAACUUCUUCCACUGUUUUUCUAGCUAGAACUCAUGGUCUUGAAAUGGCCAAAGAAUCUGUUACAUUGGCACCAAAGCCAUCUGACUUGCUUUAUGAAAAUUCUGGAGAGGGAUCUGCAGAAUUAGAUCCUCUUGAUUUAGUCCACAUUUCUGGAACUACUCAGGCCACCAGGCAAGGAAGCACCACAUUUGUUUCUGAUAGAUUGCUGGAAAAGCAUCCAGAAGUCCCAGGUGCUGAAGCUAGAACUGCCCGUGGGUCACCCACAGUGUUCACGGCGCCACCUCUCCACUCGGAGCAGAAUGAAACCACCCCUGACCCAACCAGCACGCCGGCAGACAUGACAGCAUCCUCCAAGAGGCACUCAGAAGAUGGCGCAGGCAGUUUCCAAGACCGUCUUGCAGGAUUUGAGGAUUCCACCUUGAAACCUAACAGAAGAAAAGCCACCGAAAAUAUUAUUAUCGAUCUGGACAAGGAGGAUUUCAUGUUGACCAUGACAGAGAGUCCCAUCCUGGACAUUCUCCCUGGGCUGACAGAUACAACCACUAUCAUAGAUAUCGAUCACACAAAACUUGUAGAUGAAGACAUCCUUGGAAUGCAGACAGACAUAGACCCAGAGGCACCAGCAGAGCCACGUGGUGAAGAAAGCACUCAAGCCGUCCAAGCCUGGAAUCAGCAUGAGGCAGCCGUUAACCGUUCCUUAACCGAGGAAGCAUUUGAGGGCUCUGGUGAGCCUCUUCUGGCUGAGUACACUCAGGCAGCACAUAACAAACCAGCAGCUUCUGAGGACAGAAGCCAAUUGCAUCACAUGGGGUUUAAUGCUGCAACUGAAACUCCUGUUCCUAGCAUGGGAGCAGAAUCAGAUAUUCUACUUCCCAUGGUCACAGCCCUGCCCAUGCCUGGUAAGUCUGCCACAGUUCAUCCAGAGAUCCGAGAACCAAAGAUGGAAACAAAAGGCCUGGAUGACAUAUUUGAAUCAAGCACAUUGUCUGACAGUCAAGCUAUUGGAGACCAAAGUGAAGUAAUAUCAACAUUGGGUCAUUUGGAAAGGACUCGGGAGGAGGAUGAAGAGAAGAAAUAUGUAGGUCCUUCUUUUCAGCCAGAAUUGUCUUCAGGGGCCGAGGAGUUACUGAUGGACCUCACUCCCUAUGUAAGUAUCAGUAAUGUCCACCUCAUGGCUCAGAGCUUAACAGAAGCACCUGAUGUGCUGGGAGGACCCAGCCCCUCGGUCGCUCUUUCAGCAUCUGAAGUGCUGUCCUCUCAGACAGCAUCCUCUCCAGUAUCUGUCUCCCUGGGCAGUGGGGCAUCUGAAUAUGCAGAGGUUCCCCAGCCAAGUGCUCUGCCAGGUACAGAUGCCAACUCCACGCCAAGGUCUCCGGGGCAUUCUUGGAAUGAGGUUCAUACAGUUUUUGAAGCCACUUCCAAACCAGUGAGUGAAGAACACUUACAUGUAACUGAGCCUCUGGCUUCCUCUCCUGACACUGAACUUUCAGAAGAUGAAAGUGAACCCAAGUUGUUAGAAGAAGUGGAAACUUCUCCCACAGAACUAAUUCCUGAGGAAGUGACUGAGGCUUCCCAAGAUCCCAGAAACAAAAACAGUGGUCAGUUUUCCAGAGAAACGAUGGAGGUGUUUCCCAGUAUUAGAACCCUUGGAGUUGGAACUGUUCCUACAGCUGCCAGGGAGAGUAAGUUAGAAGGUGCUAUGCAGCGGCCACAUUCUUCUUCUGCUUCUGUGCUUUCCAGGGUUGAGGCUGGUAUGGUGUCUCAGCCCAGCCCACAGACCUCCACAAGCCCCACCAUUGCUUCUUAUUUGGAAAUAAACCCUGAAACACACACAACAGCUUUAAUCCAAGGGGAGGAUUCCACAGUCGCAGCACCAGAAAAGGAACCACCUGUGAGAAUUCUUGAUUCUCAUGAUCAGGCUGCAGGAAGCAGUGUGGGAUUAAGCAGUGAGCUUGUCACACCACCAUUUUCCCUUCUGGAAACUUCUAAGGAAACUCAUUUUCUGCUUGGCGUUCAUGAAGAGGCCAUGGAAGGGACAGCAGUCUACCUACCAGGACUUGAUCAGUGUAAAACCAACCCGUGCCUGAAUGGAGGCACCUGUUACCCUACGGAAACGUCCUACGUGUGCACCUGUGUGCCAGGCUACGGUGGAGGCCAGUGUGAACUUGAUUUCGAUGAAUGCCACUCUAACCCCUGUCGGAAUGGAGCAACCUGUGUUGAUGGUUUUAAUACGUUUCGGUGUCUCUGCCUUCCAAGCUACAUUGGUGCACUUUGUGAGCAAGAUACGGAGACCUGUGACUAUGGCUGGCACAAAUUCCAGGGCCAGUGCUACAAAUACUUCGCCCACCGACGCACAUGGGAUGCGGCUGAGAGGGAGUGUCGCCUGCAGGGUGCACAUCUCACCAGCAUCCUGUCACAGGAAGAGCAGAUGUUUGUGAAUCGUGUGGGCCAUGACUAUCAGUGGAUAGGCCUGAACGACAAGAUGUUUGAGCAUGACUUCCGAUGGACUGAUGGCAGCACACUGCAAUAUGAGAACUGGAGACCCAACCAGCCAGAUAGUUUCUUUUCUGCUGGAGAAGACUGCGUGGUCAUCAUUUGGCAUGAAAACGGCCAGUGGAAUGAUGUUCCGUGCAACUACCACCUCACCUAUACCUGCAAGAAGGGCACCGUUGCUUGCGGCCAGCCUCCUGUGGUAGAAAAUGCCAAGACCUUUGGAAAGCUGAAACCUCGCUAUGAAAUCAACUCCUUGAUUAGAUAUCAUUGCAAAGACGGUUUCAUUCAACGCCACCUUCCAACUAUCCGGUGCCUAGGGAAUGGAAGAUGGGCCAUGCCUAAAAUUACCUGCAUGAAUCCAUCUGCAUACCAAAGGACUUACUCUAAGAAAUACUUUAAAAAUUCCUCAUCAGCAAAGGACAAUUCUGUAAACACAUCCAAACAUGAGCAUCGUUGGAGCCGGAGAUGGCAGGAGUCGGGGCGUUGAUCGCUCAAAUGGCAAAAUAGGCUUUCAUCAUUUCAGCCAAAGUCCUAACUUCCUGUGCCUUUCCGACCACCUUGAGAAGUGUUAUCUGUUGGUUUCGAUUUGUGGACCACCAUGUGCCCAAAACACCUUAAAUGAAAGUAUCGGCAUCCAAAAGAACAGCAAACGAAACGAAGGAAAACCAGGGCAGAAGGAACCAUUUCCAGCCUGUCUCGUUUCUUUAGUUUUCUCUUGGCCUCUGGCACAGAUCCUUCUGUAAUGUCUACCAGGCUUCUGUACUAUUUAAAAAGCUCAAUUUCAGCACCCAAGGCCAUGUAAAUAAGAUGAUUUAAUGUUGAUUUUACUCCUGUAUAUAAAAUAAAAAGUCACACUGAGUUUGGGCAUAUUUAAUGAUGAUUAUGGAGCCUUCAAGGUCUUUAAUCAUUGGAUCGGCUGCUUUGGUGGAGUUUGUUUGGCUUGGAAAUGGUUUCACUUGCCCUUUGACUGGCAGCAAGACAGAGGACAGCUUUCCCUGGACAGGCAGCAGCCCCAGCCCCAGUGGUCACAGCAUGCUGGGGCACGUGUGCAGGUGGCUUCGCCGAGAUGCUAAAGCUGAAGCCUGCCUAAUGAUCCUGAGGAACGGACUCCAACGUGCAAUUCUUCUCUGCUACAAUCUUUUUCCUUCAACUUACAUGGAAGGCCUGAGUGGAGGACUUUUCUAUGACCAGGAACAUUUUUUAGCAGACAAAGUGCUAAUUAUUAACUCAACCAGGUCUGCUUUCUAAUGCAUUCAUAACACUAACUCCAACAAGGUUACCUGCAAAUCAAGACAUUGUCAAUGGAUGGAGACCCAGGCCUCUGGAGGGUGGGGGGUUGUUAAAACAACACACAUGCAAAAAGAAAAGAAAAAAUAAAUUUUUGUAUAUAUAACCAUUUUAAUCUUUUAUACAGUUUUGAAUGUUCAUGUAUGAAUGCUGCAGCUGUGAAGCAUACAUAAAUAAAUGAAGUAAGCCAUACUGAUUUAAUUUAUUGGAUGUUAUUUUCCCCAAGACCUGAAAAUGGAUAGAGUACGCUAGUUAUUUUUCAGUGUUAGCUUUGUAUUUUCCUCACAUAGUUUGGAACGCUAUAAUGUAGGUACUUUGUCCCUGAUUAAAUAAUGUAAUGGAUAGAAUACAUCAAGUGCUUACUAUGGAAAGAGUGGUAAAGUGUCUAGCUUUCAGCAAGUGGCAUUUGGACAUUCUAAGCAAGGUUUCUGUGUAGGGUUAGCCUGGCAUUUCUUCCUGUGAGGUGGAGUGUAUGUGUGGAAAUUUCUCCUCGACUCUUCCCACUCUGUUUUUUCCCUGCUAUCUGAAUAAAGAGACUGCUGGAGAUGACUGAAUCAUUAUCCGCUUAAUUUAAUGUUUAAAGACAAAUCUGUAAUGGAAAGAAACCAAGAAGAGACAACAAAUAAAAUGCAAAUAGAAAUGAUAAAUGCUUGAAGCGAUUGAGAUGCUUAACCUGAGCUAAACAUUACAGUGGACACAAGUAUUGAAACAUCACAGGGAACCCCGUAGUUAUGUGUAACUUCUGUGUGUUUAUGGAUCAGUUAACAGUUUAAAUUUUUUUAAAAAAGAGAUAGAAAACCAGAUAAAGAGCAGACAGGUUGACCCAACAUGGACUCUCAUGAAACUCCUUUGCCCCAGAAAGGAAGCCCGUAGCUCACAAUCAUAUGCAGUAUACUGGAGCAGCAUCAAAUGUGUCCACCCUUAGGUGUUGUAGCUCACAUACAGACACUGUGUUGACUUACUAGGGUUUUCUUUUUCCCUUUUCAUUACAAUGCACAUAAUACUCUCCUGUAUUUAUAUUAUAACCUGUAUAGUGUAAAAUGUGAAUGAUUUUUUUUUGUGAAUGGAAAUCUAAAAUCUUUGUAACUUUUUAUAUCUGCUUUUGUUUCACCAAAGAAACCUAAAAUCCUUCUUUUACUACA
Molecule: messenger RNA, 12592 nt
Organism: Heterocephalus glaber (naked mole-rat)
Lineage: Eukaryota; Metazoa; Chordata; Mammalia; Rodentia; Bathyergidae
Gene: Vcan
Product: versican
Biological process (GO): cell adhesion; skeletal system development; glial cell differentiation
Cellular component (GO): synapse; perineuronal net
Molecular function (GO): calcium ion binding; hyaluronic acid binding
Source: RefSeq, a predicted model, not a curated record